Molecule: messenger RNA, 3076 nt
Organism: Neofelis nebulosa (Clouded leopard)
Lineage: Eukaryota; Metazoa; Chordata; Mammalia; Carnivora; Felidae
Gene: CUL1
Product: cullin 1
Exons: 22
Coding region: 301-2631 (776 amino acids)
Biological process (GO): SCF-dependent proteasomal ubiquitin-dependent protein catabolic process; protein ubiquitination
Cellular component (GO): SCF ubiquitin ligase complex
Molecular function (GO): ubiquitin protein ligase binding
Source: RefSeq, a predicted model, not a curated record
CACGCAGCUCCAGGCGGGGCAGCCCCGGCGGCUGAGGGACGCAGCCAGACCUUGGCGGGACGGGGAUUUAACCGGGGCCCGGGCUCAGCGACCAGGUGGAGACGUCGCCCGAGCCAUUUAGGCACCAAGGGAAAUGAGGGUUUGCCUGCAAUGAGAUUUCAUUCUCUACAUAUAAAGGACAUCCUUUCUGAGCUGCUGUGAAUAAAUUUGGAAUGAUACUGUAUAUUUUCAUCUGAUGGAGAAUUAGCUGUACCUUGAGUUUGGAUUGCUGCACUGGACGACCUAAGAAUAUCGCUCACGAUGUCCUCAAACAGGAGUCAGAAUCCCCAUGGACUGAAGCAGAUUGGCCUUGACCAGAUCUGGGACGACCUCCGCGCUGGAAUCCAGCAAGUAUAUACCAGACAAAGUAUGGCGAAAUCCAGAUACAUGGAGCUCUACACUCACGUUUAUAACUACUGCACGAGUGUUCACCAGUCAAACCAGGCCCGAGGGGCUGGCGUCCCUCCCUCCAAAUCGAAAAAGGGUCAGACGCCUGGGGGAGCUCAGUUUGUUGGCUUGGAAUUAUACAAACGACUUAAAGAAUUUUUGAAGAAUUACUUGACAAAUCUUCUUAAGGAUGGAGAAGAUUUGAUGGAUGAGAGUGUACUGAAGUUCUACACUCAACAAUGGGAGGAUUAUCGAUUUUCCAGCAAAGUGCUGAAUGGAAUUUGUGCCUACCUCAAUAGACAUUGGGUUCGCCGUGAAUGUGACGAGGGACGGAAAGGAAUAUAUGAAAUCUAUUCUCUUGCGUUGGUGACUUGGAGAGAUUGUCUGUUCAGGCCAUUGAAUAAACAGGUAACAAAUGCUGUUUUAAAACUGAUUGAAAAGGAAAGAAACGGUGAAACCAUCAACACAAGACUGAUAAGUGGAGUUGUACAGUCUUACGUGGAGUUGGGGCUGAAUGAAGACGACGCCUUUGCCAAGGGCCCUACGCUGACAGUGUAUAAAGAGUCCUUUGAAUCUCAGUUUUUGGCCGACACGGAGAGAUUUUAUACCAGAGAGAGCACUGAAUUCUUGCAGCAGAACCCAGUGACUGAAUAUAUGAAAAAGGCAGAGGCCCGUCUGCUCGAGGAACAACGAAGAGUCCAGGUGUACCUUCACGAAAGCACACAAGAUGAACUAGCAAGGAAGUGCGAGCAAGUGCUCAUUGAAAAACACCUGGAGAUUUUCCACACAGAAUUCCAGAAUUUGUUGGAUGCUGACAAAAAUGAAGAUUUGGGGCGCAUGUAUAAUCUCGUAUCUAGAAUCCAGGAUGGCCUAGGAGAAUUGAAAAAACUUCUAGAGACACACAUCCAUAAUCAGGGUCUCGCAGCCAUUGAAAAGUGUGGAGAAGCUGCUCUAAAUGACCCCAAAAUGUAUGUACAGACAGUGUUGGAUGUUCACAAAAAAUACAAUGCCCUGGUGAUGUCGGCGUUCAACAACGAUGCUGGUUUCGUGGCUGCACUUGACAAGGCCUGUGGUCGCUUCAUCAACAACAACGCAGUUACCAAAAUGGCCCAGUCGUCCAGUAAAUCCCCCGAGCUGCUGGCUCGAUACUGCGACUCCUUGUUGAAGAAAAGUUCCAAGAACCCAGAAGAAGCAGAGCUAGAAGACACGCUCAACCAAGUGAUGGUGGUCUUCAAGUAUAUAGAGGAUAAAGACGUGUUCCAGAAAUUCUAUGCAAAGAUGCUGGCCAAAAGACUCGUACAUCAGAACAGUGCCAGUGAUGAUGCCGAAGCAAGCAUGAUCUCUAAAUUAAAGCAAGCUUGUGGUUUUGAAUAUACCUCUAAACUUCAGCGGAUGUUUCAAGACAUUGGUGUGAGCAAAGAUUUGAAUGAGCAGUUCAAAAAGCACCUGACGAACUCAGAACCGCUAGACUUGGACUUCAGCAUCCAGGUGCUAAGCUCCGGGUCGUGGCCCUUCCAGCAGUCCUGCACGUUCGCCUUGCCGUCAGAGCUGGAACGCAGUUAUCAGCGAUUCACAGCUUUUUACGCUAGCCGUCACAGUGGCAGAAAACUGACCUGGCUGUAUCAGCUGUCCAAAGGAGAAUUGGUAACCAACUGCUUCAAAAAUCGAUACACUUUGCAGGCAUCCACCUUCCAGAUGGCGAUCCUGCUUCAGUACAACACAGAAGACGCGUAUGCUGUGCAGCAGCUGACUGACAGCACUCAGAUCAAAAUGGACAUUUUGGCACAAGUCCUACAGAUUUUAUUGAAGUCGAAGUUACUGGUUCUGGAAGACGAGAACGCGAACGUUGAUGAGGUGGAAUUGAAGCCAGACACCUUAAUCAAAUUGUAUCUCGGUUAUAAAAAUAAGAAGUUAAGGGUUAACAUCAACGUGCCGAUGAAAACCGAACAGAAGCAGGAACAAGAGACCACACACAAAAAUAUCGAGGAGGACCGCAAGCUGCUGAUUCAGGCGGCCAUCGUGAGGAUCAUGAAGAUGCGGAAGGUCUUGAAGCACCAGCAGCUGCUCGGAGAAGUGCUGACUCAGCUGUCCUCGAGGUUCAAGCCGCGGGUCCCAGUGAUCAAGAAAUGCAUUGACAUUCUGAUCGAGAAGGAAUAUCUGGAACGAGUUGAUGGGGAAAAGGACACCUACAGUUACUUGGCUUAGCCCUUCCGGAAGGGGUCUGCCUGUGCGAGCCGCAGCAGGUAGUUCCGGGCCGAGAGAAGAGCUCCAUCCAGCUCGCAGCAGCCAGCCUGGCGCCGUCCGGACCUCCCUUUUUAAAACCGAGACCGAGGCUCCCACCGGCCGGUCUCAGACGUACAUCAGAACUGCUCAGGAUUGACACGUUUCAAGUCUGUAAAUACGGACACCGACGCCAUUUAACCUAAUUUAAGAAGAGGGGCGUUGCGCCCCGAGGGCUGCAUGCUACCGCAUUUAAACCAGUCCAUUGGCUGCGAGGCCGACGGCCGCCGUCCUCGGGCAUCGGCGUUGGCAGCACCCCCUUUGAGAGCAAGUCUCACGGACCCACGUGUAGUCUGCUAUGAAAAACCAUUUGUAUAGUGUGUUUCAUUUUUUAAUGUGUGAAAAUAAAGAGAAUUAAAGAAUUUCCGUA